Molecule: messenger RNA, 1229 nt
Organism: Helianthus annuus (common sunflower)
Lineage: Eukaryota; Viridiplantae; Streptophyta; Magnoliopsida; Asterales; Asteraceae
Product: carbonyl reductase [NADPH] 1
Exons: 4
Coding region: 150-1106 (318 amino acids)
Cellular component (GO): membrane
Molecular function (GO): oxidoreductase activity, acting on the CH-OH group of donors, NAD or NADP as acceptor
Source: RefSeq, a predicted model, not a curated record
AAACCGAACCAAAACAUUUGGUUAUCAAAAUCAAACCACCAGUUCAAAAUACUGAAAAAUCCCCCUUUGACUUCACCGGAAAAUAACGCCGUCGUUCGUCUAUUUCCGGCUGAGAGAAUCGAAAGUUGCAGCACUGAUCCGAUUAUGCGAUGGAUGUUACCGGAAAACGUAUGAACAAGAAGGAGCGAGCCAAGGAGCGCAGAGAGAAACGUCACGAAGAGAUCUCUCGUCUCCGCACCAUUCCUUAUUCCGAUCACCAGAGGUGGUGGUCUGCAGAAACAAUAGCCGUGGUGACUGGCGGCAAUAGAGGAAUCGGGUUUGAGAUUACACGCCAACUUGCAUUACAUGGAUUGACGGUUAUUCUUACUUCACGAGACACAGUUGCAGGAGAAGAAGCAACUAAAAUUCUACUAGAACAAGGCUUGAAAGUUGUCUUUCAUCAACUUGAUAUCGUAGACCAUAAAUCUAUCGAUAUAUUUUGUGCUUGGGUGAAGGAGAAGUAUGGUGGUAUCGACAUCCUGAUAAAUAAUGCAGGAGUAAGUCAUAAUACCGGAUCGGAGAAUUCUGUUGAAUGUGCUGAAAAGGUGAUAAACACCAACUAUUACGCCACUAAAAAUAUGACUAAAGCUGUGAUCCCACUGAUGCGAUCCUCCGCUGAAGGUGCACGGGUUGUUAUGGUGAGCUCACGGUUGGGACGACUUAAUGGCAGGAGAAACAGGAUUGCCGAUGUGGAUUUAAGACGACAGUUAGAAGAAGUUGAAUCAGAAGAUAUAAUUGACUUCACUAUGAACAAGUUUCUAGAACAAGUGAAAGAUGGGAGUUGGGUCAUUGGAGGAUGGCCUCAAAAUAAUACAGAUUAUUCGUUGUCAAAGCUUGCGGUCAACGCCUAUACGAGGCUUAUGGCCCGGAUACUUUCAGAACGGCCUGAAGGUCAGAAGAUUUAUGUUAACUGCUGCUGCCCGGGUUGGGUCAAAACGGCUAUGACGGGCUGGGCCGGGAUAACUCCACCUGAGGAAGGAGCUGAUACACCCGUAUGGCUUGCAUUGCUACCGGGCCAAUCUGUUAGUGGUAAAUUCUUUGCUGAGAGACGCGAGAUAAACUUUUAAAAGUAAUUUACUUUGUGUUAAUUAGUUAAACUAGUUACAUGUUAAAUUUGUUUAAACUUGUUCUCAUUGACUAUUUGUAUAAUUUUUUAUUUAUUUAUAUGUUUUAUUUGAAUUUUGACCAAA